This is a messenger RNA of Symbiodinium necroappetens, 495 nucleotides long. NCBI's taxonomy places the organism in Eukaryota, Dinophyceae, Suessiales, Symbiodiniaceae. The record is from the annotation of a GenBank genome assembly.
AUGAACAUCGACACACUCGAAAAACUCUACAUCCACGAGCUCAAGGACCUCUACUCCGCCGAGAACCAGAUCCUCGACGCGUUGCCCAAGAUGGUCCGCGCGGCGUCCGACGCCGACCUCGUCGCCGCGUUGAACGGGCACGUCGAGCAGACCAAGGCCCACCGCGACCGCGUCACCUCCCUCUUCGAGACGCUCGACUUCGAGCCGGGCGGGCACAAGUGCAAGGGCAUCGAGGGCCUGCUCAAGGAGGCCUCCGAGCUCCUUCAGGAGGUCACGGACGAUCACGUCCGCGACGCGGCGAUUAUCUCCGCCUGCCAGCGCGUCGAGCACUACGAGAUGGCGGGCUACGGCGUCGCCCGGGCGCUCGCCAAGAAGCUCGGACGCGACACGGACGUCGACACCCUCACGAAGACGAUCGAGGAAGAGGGCGCGGCGGACCGCAAGCUCACCGAGCUCGCCGAGCACCACAUCAACUUCGUAGCACAGGUGAACUGA